AUGGAGUCGGCACUGAACAUCACAUCGCUGCAAGAUCUGCGCUUCGCGUCGCAAUCCAUCACGACUCUCGUGUUCCCAGUCAUCGUGGAGACUGUACUAUUCGUCAUCUUCACUGCGAUCGCAGUGGUUGCGCUUUACACGCUAAUAGAGAAGGGCCUGCGCACGUCGCGCACGAACCAAGCACUACUCGCCGUCCUAUUGACAACCUACAUGAUGUCCGGGACGGCUUGGGCAGGACAUCUCCGCCUGGUCUGGGUAGAUGCAAAUCUUGCCUUCUCGACCUCGAUCACUGCUGCCGUUGACGAAGGACUCAUGCCACUCGAUCUUGCCUUAUAUUACGCCAACGCAGACUUCCUGCUGAUUCAUGUCUGCACAAGCGUCGUCAACCUUUUGCUUGGGGAUGGGCUUGUCCUGUGGCGCGCGUACACAAUUUGGGGACGACCGCGAUGGCUACUCUAUCUGUCAUACGCCCUAAUCUUCAUCCUGCUAUGCCUACACGUCCUCAACGCCACCGUCUUCGUUGCGAUAGAGUUGCCCACGGCGCCCGAAAACAUACUCUAUCUAGCAAACAUCGACAAGCACGGAGGUGCCGUUGUAUGCGGAGUUUCCAUGGGUUGGACCGCUCUAUGCAACGUGUUGGGAACAUCGCUUAUCGGGUACAAGGCCUGGGCUCACCGUAGAGAUCUCAAACAGAUGCUCAAUGGCGGCUCACGCAAAUCAUAUGCCGGGCGCAUCCUAGCCCUCCUUGUUGAGUCCGGCCUGAUCUAUAGCGCUCUCUGGGUCCUGAACAUACCGGCCUCAUGCCCCGGCAGCGGUCUCGAUAGCGAUGGUUUCACGUACUACUGGCCCCUCAUCAUGGCACAGAUAAGCGGAAUGUAUCCGGCGCUCAUGCUCGUCGUGGUUGCGAUGCAAAAGACAAGAUUCGAAGAGCACUUGAGCGCCGGUGAUGCCGUCAAACGGCGCGCGCCAGUCGAGCGUCAAUCGUUGUCUAUGCACUUCGCGUCGAAUCACCACGCAUCGUCCGACGUACUCUCAAGCGCAUCGCCAGAUCAUCCGGUAUUCUCAAUGAAAGAGACCUUCGAGGACACACCAUACGCUCAUGUCACUGUAUGA
Peniophora sp. CBMAI 1063 is the source of this 1113-nucleotide messenger RNA. The record is from the annotation of a GenBank genome assembly. Lineage: Eukaryota; Fungi; Basidiomycota; Agaricomycetes; Russulales; Peniophoraceae.